Messenger RNA from Indicator indicator, 2922 nucleotides. RefSeq names its product coiled-coil domain containing 158 (gene CCDC158). The transcript has 19 exons. The coding region runs from base 1 to 2922 and encodes 973 amino acids. The record is from RefSeq and is a predicted model, not a curated record. Lineage: Eukaryota; Metazoa; Chordata; Aves; Piciformes; Indicatoridae.
AUGGAAGUGCAGCUGGAAAUAGAGGCACUUCAGGACACUAGACAAAAGGAAUCUCAGAGCCCAGAUAAUGUAAAAAUACAGAUCAAAAAUACUGUCCAAGAGCUGGAAGCUGCCGACCAGCUGCAGGAGGUGUUGCUGAGGAAGGCUGGCAGCCAAGCUGAGCACCUGAGAAAGAUGGUCCAGAGCCACGAGGAAGUACUUCUGGAACUACGUGGCAUCCUAAUGGACUAUGAAGACAACCCAGGAAAGAAACUCUGGGAGUGUGGGAACAUGACUAGCCUCCACAUCCACAACCUGAGCACAGCACUUGCUGAUGUCCUGCGAGAUUUUGACUCAGAGGUGUCAUGCCUCAAAGGAAAGCUUGCCCUGGUAGAAGAAGAACUUGAGUCAUUGAAAAAAGAUUCACAGGCCCCAAACCAACUUCUGCUUCAGCAGCAUCACAAAAGGUACCUAAGGACUGAGCAUGGGCAGGAGGUGGCAGCACUGAUAAAGCUAAUGGUGCACACAGCUGUGCAAAUGCUCUCCAAUACUAGAGAGCAAACAAGAACCCAAAAUUCAGGAGAUGCACAUCAAAUUGGUCACCUGGAGUCAACAGUUUCUCAGCUGCAUUGUGAAUUACAAGAAGCUGGGAGGAUGUAUGGAGACAAGGUCAAAGAUCUUGAGAAGCAGUUGCACCGAGCUCAUUCUGAGAUCACAGAAGCUCAGGCAGAACAGGAUCAGCAAGGCCAGGCACCUGGCCGUCAGAAUGACCAGAUUCAUCAACUCCUGACUGAACUUCAUAGAAAAGAGGUAGAACUAAGUCUAGAGAAGGAGCAGAACAAGAGGUUUUGGGACCAGAACACAGACAACAGCAUCACCAUGAACUGCCUGAGGAGAGAACUGGACAAGAAAACCAUGGAAUUGCAGCGCCUGGAAAACACAGUGAGGGAAAUGAGGACUGAACGUCAGAUGGAGCUUCAGAUGGCUGCAAUUAAAGAAAAAAAUGAAAGCAUUGGAAGAAUCUCCUCCUUGACUGUCCAGCUGGAGUCAACCAAGGAAACACUCCGUAAAGUUAAAGAAGAUCUUGCAUCCAAACAAAUUGAUUUGGAGGCUGCUGAGAAAACAGUGUCAGAUCUGACAGCCUGUCUGCAGGAGAAAGAGAGAGCCCUUGAGGUGAGCCAUGAGGAAAUCAAGGAGCUACAUUCACAGCUUGACAGGAGGAUGCAGGAGCUCCACGUUCUAAAGAAUGAAGAAGACCGUUUACACAGAGUGCAGCUGGAGUGUGAAACACUGAAACUGCAGGUGCUGGAGAAGGAGAGGACUGCUGAGAUCUUCCAAAAGCAAAUUGAUAGCAUGACCCAGGUCAUGGCCCAGCACAGUCGAACUGCUGGAGCAAUGGAGGUUGAGAAAUCUCAGCUUAUAAAAGAAAUAUAUGACUGGAAAAUCAAAGCAGAAGAAGUUAAGAUUGCAAAGGAUGAGAAAGAAGCCAGAAUACAUGAAAUGGAGGCCAGACUGAGUGAACUGGAACUGGAAAAGGUUAAACUGCUUAACACAUGCACUGAGAGGCUCCAUGCACUUGAUGAUAUGAAACUGGAAAAAGAGCAGCUACUGAAUGAACUCCAGGUCAGCCAGAGUGAGCUAGCUGUCCUUGCAGAGGGAUAUGGAGAUUUGAAGAGGAAUUACCAGGAUAAAAUCAAGGAGCUGGAAAACACUGCAAACAGACUGAAAGUGCAGUUGAAAUCUGCCCAAGCUGAACUGGAACAGACCAGGACUGCUCUGAAGACUAUGGAGGGAUCUGAUGGCAAUGCUAUGAAAGUUGCAGUGGGCAUGCAGAAGAAGAUCACAGCCAAGAGAGGACAGAUAGAUGCAUUAUGGAGCAAGAUUAAAUUCUUGGAAGAGGCAAUGACAAAUGCAGCUAAGGAGAAGCAUUACCUCAGAGAAGAAAAUAGUAAACUAAGUGAGGAAUUGAGCUGUAUUACAGCAGAAAAUACCAGGAUUGCUGGGGAAAUGGAGAUCCUGAGAUCACAAGACAAAUGCCUGAAAGAAAAAAUAUCUAAGAUGGAGACAGCCCUUGAUAAGGCAUCCAAGCAGUUUGCAGAGUACCAGUGCAUAAUCCAGUGUCAGGAACAGGAAGCCAUGCGCUUCAGGCUGCAGCACACGUUGGAUGUCAAGGAGCUGCAGGGCCCAGGCUACUCAUCAGCUUCUGCUUCAGGCAAGCUGAGGCACGUAGUGCCCCUUUCCCACUUGCACUCUGCUCUCCUGCCACCUUCCUUGAGCUUGGCCAGCUGUGCCUUUCAUAUGCCUUCCAAGCCAGACAUUUUGAAGGAAGAACCAUUGCAAGAUCUAAAGAGGAUUCUUCAAGAGUUAACAAACUCAGACAAUGACAUUCCCACUGUGGAUCUUGGCAAGGGUGACAGCAAUGGUGGGGAAAAACCAUCUUUAGCCACCAUGAGGAAUACAGUGGAUCCUCCAUGCUUCAAUACUGCAGAUCUUCAGUCCCAGGACAUUACCCUGCCCUUCAUAUCUCAUGGAGCUGCUUUCAUCUUCUCAGCAGCUCCUUGUUAUAUAUCCUCCCUGGAGAAUGUCUCUCAGGAGCAGAGGCACAGAGCAAAGUCUCCAGUACACAUGCUGUUAACUUCUCCACCCGAUGAUCCUGCAGCUGCCCCCAGGGCCUCUCCAGAGCACAGAGUGUCCACAAACAAUGUUGGCUCUCCAGAGGCUGCACCCACAGCCCCCCAGAUAACUUCUCAGCCCAUGAAAAAUAGAGAGCAGACACCCAGGAGGCUACAGAACAAGAUGGAAAGCCUGCAGGACCUGCUGGGAUCAUUACAGAUAAAAAACCAAGCCCUGUCAGCAAUGAUCAGAACUCAGGAAGUGAAGACAGAGAAAGCAAAGGGAAAGAAGCAGCAGCAAUCAGAAUUAAGCUGCCAUUUUAAUUCGUGA